AAAUGGCAGACAUAAUGCAUUGUAUCGUGUAUUGGUUAAGUAGCGAUUUGGUUAGAAAUUUUUAUUAACGAUAUUCAACGAAAACAACAACGGAUUGACAAGAUCUAUGUUUGGAAAUUGUACGUAUCCUAACAAACGAAAGAUGCGGAAAGAAAUGGCCUCGGCUACCAUAUCACCGACCGAGGAUGACGAGUUGACCUUACCUCGUGCAUCAAUCAAUAAAAUGAUCAAGGAAAUUUUGCCACAUGUACGCGUAGCGAACGAAUCUCGAGAAUUGAUAUUGAAUUGCUGCACAGAAUUCAUUCAUUUACUUUCCUCCGAAGCAAAUGAAAUCUGCAAUCAGCAACAAAAGAAAACAAUCAAUGCUGAACAUGUUCUUCAGGCACUUGAAAAACUCGGAUUUGGUGAUUAUAGCGCGGAAGCGGAAGCCGUAUUACGAGAUUGCAAAGCUGUUGCAGCGAAACGAAGGCGCCAAAGCACUCGACUAGAAAAUUUGGGGAUUCCAGAGGAGGAGCUACUAAGACAACAACAAGAAUUGUUUGCGAAAGCGAGGGAAGAGCAGGCAGUGGCUGAACAGCAGCAGUGGCAACAGCUGCAAGCAGUUGCACAGAUGGCUUCCAUGCAACAGGCCGAUAGUGAACAAGAAGAUUACUCCUAAAUAUAUGAUGAUCGAACGAUCGAUUUCCCUUAUGUGCGUUGAUGUGGGAAACCAGUGCUGAACGAGGACAUACUAUUUUAUUUCAGCAAAUUUGGGAUAAUCGAAAUAUAUCAAUUUCUUUUCUUUC
Molecule: messenger RNA, 785 nt
Organism: Megachile rotundata (alfalfa leafcutting bee)
Lineage: Eukaryota; Metazoa; Arthropoda; Insecta; Hymenoptera; Megachilidae
Gene: NC2beta
Product: negative cofactor 2beta
Biological process (GO): negative regulation of transcription by RNA polymerase II; RNA polymerase II preinitiation complex assembly
Cellular component (GO): negative cofactor 2 complex
Molecular function (GO): RNA polymerase II general transcription initiation factor activity; TBP-class protein binding; protein heterodimerization activity
Source: RefSeq, a predicted model, not a curated record